Molecule: messenger RNA, 1786 nt
Organism: Notothenia coriiceps (black rockcod)
Lineage: Eukaryota; Metazoa; Chordata; Actinopteri; Perciformes; Nototheniidae
Exons: 2
Coding region: 490-1041 (183 amino acids)
Source: RefSeq, a predicted model, not a curated record
ACAGCUGUUUUUACUUAGGCUGUGGUAGCUUCUGAAUAGAAACUGCUCUACUAACUUUACAUCCCAACAAACUUUUCACAAGAUUACAAAUGCAACAUCUACCACAUCAUCUCAUCCAUCUUGCUGUUUCUCCAAACGGCUACAGCUCCCUACAGAGUGGGGAGGUUGAUUAGCCAAUUAGCACACCCCGUUUGCAGGUGUGGCCGCUCAGUUUAAUCUGGUGCAGGUUGUGUGGUCAUUCUAAAAUAGGUUCUGUGUGGGUGUGCUGGCUCAUAAAUAUCCUAAAUCAAACCUUCCUUCUGAGAGGUCGAUUUCAGAAUUCACUUUCUGACUUUUCUCCACAGUGAGGGUAAAGUGUCACUCAUUUAUUCAGUGUCAUAUAUAAUUACAUCUAAAAUAAAUGGGAGAUCUAGGCUCAAAGCAGAAGAAAGACGGAGUUCAAACAGUGGGGCUUCAGACCUGACUCAGUAAUGCCUGAACGAACUCCAAAUGAGUUGUUGUCAAAAAAGGAAUGAAAUGCGUCCCUAUGGCCUAAGGAGGAGUAUUCGAUGUCCUCAGAAAUAUGGGGAGACGACUAAAGAGAGGAAAUACAUGGUGGCCCCAGCUACUCAUUUGGACUGUCUGUGUGAGCAGAGUGAAGCAGACCCCCAGAAACCCCUGGAUGACAGAUAUAUAAGAAACGCUGCCGUUCUUCCUGAUUUCAAUCUGCCCCACAGAGGCCUCACUGAAGAAGAGAAGACCUCCGUCAGCGUGUCAAACACCCAGCCGGGCCCUCUGAUGAUCCACGGCUUCACAGUGCCAGAGUUCCAGCAGACGUAUCGCUCCGUGGUGGACCCUCUGCUCUUCAGGCCCUGCGGGAAGCUCGCAGCCUACAGUCUGGAGCGGGGCCGUAACAUAAAGGACCGUCUGUUCCAAGAGCUGGCCUACCCCACACUUCAAAUCUCAGAGCAGCAAAAUGGAAAGCUGGAGGUGAUGGAGAGGUUUUGUGUGCUCCGCCCGACACCUUUCAUAGAUAUUGAAAGUAACGGGGAACCUCAGUGAUAUCCUCCUGCUGAGUUUUGUGUGAUUAUGAGAAAUGCUCUUUCCUGUUGUGAGCCAUCAUUUUUCUUUUUAUGUCACUUGAUACUUUAUUUAUUAAGAUUUAGUUUUCCUUGAAAAGUUGUGGCAGAUGGAUUGAUAUCUAAAAUGUGUGUUGAAAAAAUUUAAAUUGUUUGACAUUUACAAUAAAGCUCCUCUUUAAAGCAUUUUCAAAAAAUACAAACAAUGCAAGACCAAUUAAACCAACAUCUGUGAAUGCUGUAUUUUUUUUGGGGUGGGGGGGCUUUAUCUAUCUGCCUAAAGUAAGUCCAGGGUUCUCAAAAGCACUUAUUUGUUAUGAGCAUUAUCAUCCCCUGAUCUAAAAACUGUUAAUGUUUAAUAAUGUAAACUAAUCCAAAGGCCAAGGACAUGUUUCUGUAAGCUUAAAAAGUGAUCAUAAUGGAACAUAUUCAUUAGAAGCUUUAACCUUUAGAGAACUAAAGUUACUAAAAGGCCUCUGAAGGGUUCAGGUUAUACUUCUUAAUAUCAGCACUCUACAUGUGCAGUAGAUCUAGGGAAAAGUGUACAAACUAAGAAAGUACACAAGAAUGAGUCAAACUAAACUACAUCAAAAGUCCUUAGUCAACCAAUGCAAUAUUUGUUAAAUAAAUUGAGUGGAAGAAAUACAAUUGGUAUCCAAGCCAUUCAUUUGGCUCCAUCUAGUGGCCACUUGGAAUUGGCGUUAUUCCAAUCUAGUCAUUUGCCUUAA